GUGACCGCUGUAGAAACACAACUUGGACCUGCAGGAUUCAUCCAAUGAUUGGGUUUGUUUUGUUCAGUUUGUCUUCAUCAGACUUUUAUUUUCAUCUCAUUCUUAUACAGUCACCUUAAGGAAGUUUGUUGUGAGGAUUUAGUUAAUUAUCUUCCAAGCGCGGACUCAUAGGGGCAACGGCUGAAAAAUAAUAAAUAAUAAUAAUAACAUACAAUCCUUGCACGAGAACACUUGAAACGCUUUUCAAACUUUCGUCUUACUGCAGAUGGAGUAGACCAAAGCAGAGUCGGCAAAAGUACUUACACUAAGCAGAAGUAUAGAUAAAAAAAAGACUGGCAAAUUCUAUUUCCAUUCCAUUUCUGCACUUAAGGAAAAGUAAAAAAAUAAUAAUAAUAAUAAUUCAAAAGUAUAGUUUCUGAAAUGUACUUGCGUUCAAAAGAAAACAUUUGGGGAGCAUUUUUUUAAACAAAAAUGUUCAAAUAAAGCCAUCUUUGUUUGAAUAAAAAGUGUUAUAAUAUGAGAAAGAAAGUUGUAUUUUUUAAAAUUCACUUGCCUAAAUAUGAAUUCCUUCAUAUGAUAAUAUUUAACUUUAAUAUCAUAUUAUUACGACGUUAUCACUGAAAAAUUCAACUUCAUCGCCAGAGGAUUAUGACUUUUUAAUCCCGCCCAAAAUAUGUCUUUGACCACCGACGGGCCGUCAUUGGAACAGCAGGCGGCCAAACAUAAGGACUGUGACAGUAUCGUCUUAAGACACACAAGGGGCACUGCAAGAGUUUGUUUUGAAGGAUAUAUAUUUUAAUUAGAAGACAAUAUUCCAGCCAUUCAUUUUCUACACUGCUUAACCUCUGGUGUCACGGAUAAAAUCAUUAUGAUAUUUUUUAUUAUUGAUUUUAGUGCUGUAUAUGUUCAAUAAUUAUUUUAUAUUUGUUAUAGCUAUGGUUGUAGUUCUUUUAAAGUGCUCUAGAAAGAAGUUGAGUGGCCUUUUUUUCUCAAAAAUAGAAAACUUCUGAAUUCCUAUGGCAUUUAGGGGUACACAUUUAUAAGCGUUGCGAACAUGGGGGGCAUGUGGGGGUCCUUGCGGGAAAAACCCGAGUGGAUGACUGGAAGACCACCUCAGAUGGGUUUUGAGCUCUGAUUUUGGAUGAUUUACUGAUUACAAAUUGUUAAAAUGUCACUGUCUAAAACCACCAGAACUCAAAGGUUUACACAUACGCACACUAAAUUGUUCUAUUCAUAUUUUAUACCAAAUGUAAUAAUAUGUUUCUGUCUCCAAUAGCUUUAGAUGGAAUAAUAUUUUCAUAUGUAUAUAAAACCCAUUUUGGUCGGAACUGUUCGCUCAAUAUAUACACGGAAGCUUUAUGGUGACGGACAAAGGCCACGGGAACGCCAAAAAUUGACGAGCGGCCUGCCAUGUGGAGAUGAUGGAAAUGUUGUCACACGUCAGAGGGACAUCGGCGUUCUUCAGAGACUCCUUCAGGACGGGCAGUUGUAACACGCUCACUCGGGUGACUCGCGCCUGCAGCACUCUGUUGACUGGGAGCAGCAAAGGGGGUCUUGUCCUGCACUCCCAAUCCAGCGACGUAUAUGACAACCUUUCCCUGGAGGACUGGAUCGAUGCCAAUGUGGACCUGAAGCGACUGAAUGUUCUGCUGCUGUGGCGCAACACGCCGGCUGUGGUCAUCGGGCGACACCAGAAUCCGUGGAAGGAGUGCAAUCUGUCGCUCGUGAGGCGUUCCGGGAUAUCUUUAGCUCGCAGGCGAAGUGGUGGAGGCACGGUCUUUCAUGACCUAGGGAACUUGAACUUGACCUUCUUUGCUUCCAAGAAUGCGUACGACCGCCAGAGGAACCUGAAGGUCAUCACAGAGGCCCUGAGGCGUCUCCGGCCCGGACUGGAUGUUGAGGCCACCGAAAGGUUCGACAUUUUCCUCAAGGGGUGCUACAAAAUCACAGGAAGCGCGUCUAGAAUCAGCCGGAAGUCAUCCUACCAUCACUGCACCCUGCUGCACUCUGCCGACCACUCCACCCUCUUGCCCAUCUUGCGCUCCUCCUGCCAGGGUGUCCACAGCAAUGCCACACCCAGUGUGCCAUCUCCUGUGGCCAACCUGGUGGACCAUGACCCCACACUGACGUGGGAGGCGCUACUGGAUGCGUUGGCAGAUCAGUACAGUGCAGAGUUUGGCGGCUGCGGCACAAUGAAUGCGGUGAACCCUGCUGAUGAGUCCACAUUUCCUGGUCUCAGCAGGAUGUCAGCAGAGCUGCGAGGAUGGGACUGGAUCUUUGGAAAGACACCUAAGUUCAGCAUCCAAACUCUGCUGAAAAUGACCGAUGACCUUUCAUCGGCCGGACGCACGGUCAGGCUGCGUUUGGAAAUCAAGCACGGUGUGAUUGAGAGCUGUAGCUUGGACGUUCCCACCUGCUGGCUUCCGCACAGCCUAAGCAGUGAGCUGAGCAGCGUGCUGGUGGGACAGCGAUUUUGUCCACAUCACACUGCUGUAGCUUUUUCGAUGCUGUUACGUUGCGAGAGUGGCGAGAAGCAGAACAGACUGCGGAGACUUUGUGAUGCCAUAUUGGCAGUCAUGGGCUAAAACAAACAGAAACUGGGGUAACCCAUUUUAAUCCUGAUGUCGUGGCCUUUGAGGAAUUCCCGCAUUGUUCAAUGUGUAUAACACCUGAUGUAAGAUGUUCAAAUAAGUGAAAACCUUAUAUCGUGAACCCCCACUACUCACAGGGGUUUGGGACCGGGCCCGACCGCAAGUAGUGAAAAUGUGAAUUUUUAUUUUUUUUUUAUUUAAAAAAUAAAAUAAAAUUUGAAUAAGCAGGGAUAUACCACCAAUAAGUGUUUUCCAUGAAAAACAGGUUUAUCUAUAUAAAUAUAAUAUAUAUACAUAUAUAUAUGUAGCCCUCACUGGCAGUACUCACAAAACCGUUGAGCCCUCAGUUCACUGGGGAAAAGAAAACCGAAACCGAUUGGCGUAGGAACGCGCCCUCAAAACGCUUCAGUAGGCACAGCGACUGGAUCCCGUAGCGUCGAAGCGGCAGCCCGGUGGCGUUCAGCAGGCAGGACCCGUGGCCUUGAAAGAGUAAAUCCGUUUGCGUGGAAAAACCAGCUCAAGAACCCCAAAAAAACAACAACUCUUAUCUCCCGCCCUCUUUUUCACACGACCCACCUCCUUCCCCCCAAUCCCAUUGGACGCACCACCCAUUCAAUCAAUCAUUAAAAAAAAAAAAAAAAAAAAAAACUGAAAUGUUCACAGACCCCUCGGAACGCAGGACACCCCAGUAUCCAUCCACACAAAGAACCAAACAAAUACAGUUCAACACAUUUUAGUCAGUACACUACAGUCUCCCCCCACAAAAAAAAAAUGGUCAUGCCCUCAUGACAUGUAUAACAACAUAACCUUUUAUGAACAGGAUAAACACUCCCCUCUCAAACCAAUCCACUUAUAAAAAGUGCUCUUGUACCUCAAAGGUGAUGGAGAUAAACCAUCUGUCUUAUCAUCAACCUUAGCUAGAGAGACAGUAUGAGUACUAACUGCCACAGAGCUUGGACUCCCUAACAAGUCAUAGGUUAGUCGGGUAGGAACCCUUUUCAGUCUUUGAGGCCGUCGUGCCUCGUCUGAACUCUCUGUAACACUGUCUUGUCUCGCAGUCGUUACAUCGAAUGUCUGUGCUUCAGUGUCCCUUCCAGUAUCAACAGUACUUUCAAAUGUCUCAUCUUGCACUACGGAUCCAUCGUCAUCUGUUGCCGCAGGUGCCUCAACUGUAACCUCAUCCAUCUCUUGGUUAAUUGGAGGGACAACUUGAUCCAAAUCCAGGCUGACAGGUUCUGAUUGAACAGUUUCCUGAGCUUCCGGUUGUCUUGACUCACAUAUGGAGUGAUAAUCAUACCACACACCCAUUUCAUCCUCUUCUGAGUCAGAUGCAGACUCAAUCUUUUCAACAUGAUCAAGCUUUGCUUUGAGUCUUUUGCUGGCUCUCCUUUUGCGUUGAAGUGUAUCUUCGUUCUUUUCCACAUUCAAUUUAACUUCCUGUCCAAUGGGCAGAAUGUGAUUUCGGUGCAAUACUUUGUUAGAGCCUUGUCCGUUCUCUGGCUUCAACUUGAACACAGGCAAACCAGGGAGUUGACUCUCCACAACGUAUGGUGUAGCUUUCCAACGAUCAGCUAACUUGUGUUUUCCUUGCAGUCCAAGAUUUCUGAUUAACACCCUGUCACCAGAGACUAAUGGACAGAAACGAACUCUCUGAUCGUAGCGUUGUUUGUUCCCUUCAUUUUUUUUUCUAGCCAUGCUCUCGGCGAGCUGGUAGGCAGUCUGUAAUUCUCGUUUCAUGUUUUUGACGUAUUUCAGAUAGGACUUGGUGGAUGUACCAUCACUUGAGACUCCAAAUGCCACAUCUACUGGCAGUCUAGCCUCUCGACCGAACAUGAGAAAAUAUGGCGAGUGGCCUGUUGAAUCAUUUAGCGUGCAGUUGUAUGCAUGCACCAGCUGACUGAUGUAUUUACUCCCUUUACUUUUGUCCUGUGCAUCAAGAGUACCGAGCAUGUUGAGAAGAGUUCUAUUGAAACGCUCAGGUUGCGGGUCACCCUGCGGGUGGUAGGGUGUGGUUCUAGACUUCUUUAUACCAAGCAUACUCAACAGUUCAUGAAUGAGGCGGCUCUCGAAAUCUCGGCCUUGAUCCGAGUGUACUCGCUUCGGUAGACCAUAGUGGACAAAAUAUUGUUCCCACAGGACCUUAGCAACUGUUGACGCCUUUUGAUCCUUAGUCGCAAAAGCUUGAGCAUAACGUGUGUAGUGAUCUGUAACUACAAGCACAUUACAAAUGUUUCUGGAGUCAGGCUCAAUUGUCAAGAAAUCCAUACAGACAAGAUCCAUCGGCCCCUCACUGGUAAGAUGUGACAACUCAGCAGCUCUCUUGGGCAGCGUUUUCCUCUGAAUACACCUUGGACAAUUUUUACAAUACGUCUCAACCUGUGUUUUCAUAUGAGGCCAGUAAAAUCUCUCGCACCAACCCAUAGGUUUUGUCAAACCCAUGGUGACCUGACUGGUCAUGCAAAGACUGAAGAACAGUUUCUCUGAACUUCUGUGGGAGUGUAAGAGUUGUCGAACUGGUUUGUUGGGUACAGUACAGAGUCCUUGACCUUUAACUUUUCCCACUCUUUUAACAACGACACAUCCGGGUGUUUUCGUUUGUUAGCCCGGUCCGCAAAGUUCUGCACAACAGCACACCACACUUCUCCGAUGCAUGGGUCUUCCUGCUGAGAAUGUGAGAUGUCAGCUAAAGACAUUUGGGGCAGUGGCUGAGUGCUUACAGAAGAGACACUACAAUAAGCUCUGGGUACAGCAUGCUUGGAUGAGCCCAGGAGAUCCACAGCUCUGCAACGGUGAGGAUGAGGUGUUCUAAUUGACGGCAUGUGACAGACAGCUUGGAUGCUGGUAGGAGACAUGGACACUUCCUCUUCACCAGACAUCGCUGUCAGCAUGAGGACGCCGUGACAAUGCAUCUGCAUCAAUGUUUUGUUUUCCAGAGCGAUAUUUCAGGCUGAAAUCAUACAUUGAUAGCUCCGCUAACCAUCUAUGUCCUGUUGCGUCCAACUUAGCGGUUGUUAAGACAUAUGUUAACGGGUUAUUGUCUGUGUGAACCUCAAACUUGACUCCGUAGAGAUAAUCAUGCAGGUUGGUAGUGACAGCCCAUUUUAAAGCCAGAAAUUCAAGUUUAUGCGUGGGAUAAUUUUUUUUCUGACGGAGAGAGGCUCCUACUUACAAAUGCAACCGGCCGCAAACCUUCUCCUUGGUCCUGGUAGAGGACACUUCCUAAGCCUUCGCUACUUGCAUCAACAUGCAGAACAUAAGCCAGAUUUGGGUUUGCGAUUGCUAGGACAGGUGAUUCUGUAAAACUGACCUUUAAUGUCUCAAAAGCUUUCUCACAGUCUUCAUUCCACCUUGCCCCAAACGGCUCUGAGGGGUGGUACCACUCUGUUGUCUUCAUGUCUGUUUUGGAGUUCUCUCUCUUUGUUGUUCUUUUCCCAUUUCAGUCUUUCCUCCUGGCCUUCCAGUCACAAUGCAGCCCUGCAGUAGCUGAUUGAGCGGAUGACAGACUCUGGAAAAAUCUUUCACAAACCGUCGUAGUAUCCGGAAAACCCAAGAAAAGAACGGAGAGCAGUGAUGUUCUCUGGGCGUGGCCACGACUUCACAGCUUCCAUCUUUGAAGGAUGAGUAGCAAUGCCAUUGCUAGAAACGACGUCCCCAAGAUAGGUUACAGAGGGACAGCAGAACUGACAUUUAUCCAAAGAUAAUUUAAGUCCCUCUUCUUUUAAUCUGUCAAGCACUUUAAGAAGGUGCUGCUCAUGUUCCUCCAAUGUUCUCCUGAAAACAAUGACAACAUCAAGGUACACUAACACUUCCAGCAGAUUCAUAUCACCAACCGUCCUUUCCAUGAUACGCUGAAACGUGGCUGGUGCUCUGCAGAUGCCUUGUGGCAUUCUCUCAAAUUGAUAAAAUCCUGCCGGACAGGUAAAUGCCGUUUUUUCUUUGUCAGCAUCACAUAAAGGGAUCUGAUAGUAGCCACUUCAGAGAUCAAGCACGCUGAACCAUUUGCUAGCACUCAGGCAUGUCAGGGUAUCCUCCACACGUGGGACUGUAUACUGGUCAGGAAUUGUUCUCCUAUUUGAUGUCCUGUAAUUCACGCACAUACGUAUGGUCCCAUUUUUCUUGCGGACCACAACGAUAGGUGACGCAUAGUGGCUUCUAGACUCUGAAAUUAUUCCAGCUUCUUUCAAAGCAUUUAAAUGUUUUCUCACAUCCUCCAAAUCCUUUCGAGUUAAGCGUCUAGAGCGUUCUCUGAAUGGUUUGUCCUCUGUCACUCGAAUGCUGUGUUGUGUGCUCUUUGCACAACCAACGUCAAACUCACUACAGGAGAAAACCUCUUUCCUUUCCAUCAUUCUCUGACACAGCCUUUCCUUCCACUCAGGAGGCACAGGAGAAUCUGCGAAGUUGAAAGACGAGGGGGAUAGUUGAGAUGUGGACGGCUUAGAUGACUUCUUUUCAGGGACUGCCAUUUAUUACAUCCACCCUGUGCAAAUGAGCAAUUUGCAUACCGCGUUUCAAUUUCCCAUCAGCUGUUUUGCUUUCAGGAGACGCUUAUUCACUUUUCGGAGAUUCUCUGGUUUUUCACACUCCCGCUGAAAGUGACCAUCUUCACCACAUUUGUAGCAAAAAACAUCUGCACCAUAUUGAAAUCUGGGAGUUCUCUCUUUACCACUUGCAUAUUUUACAGCAGCUUUUUGAGUGUGGUUCUGGAUUGCAUGCUGUGGUGGACUUUCUGAUGUGGCGACAGAGACAGAUAGCAGACGUGCAAUAUCACUUUUAAGCCCCUGAAUUUCCUUCUUCAGACUCUCUAUGGCAUGGUCGGUCUCCACUCCAACAGCUACUGAUGGUGCAGACUCUGGUUGUUUUGACACCACUGACGCCAUAGCACAACCUGCACAUUCUUCACUCUCUCUCUUUCAAGAACCAUCCCCUCUUCUUCUCUUACCUCACGAAGGAGCUCUGUGAAGCUUGGAGCGGGCUUUAGCUUGUAAGUCAUCCGUAUACGAAGUGCAGCAAGAUCAUGAGUGAGAGCACCUCUAGCAAUUUGCUCGAUGCGUGUCCUGUUCAUGUCAGUGACGUCGAUCCCACCUCUCCGAUGAACAGCGUGCAGCAGUUUGUCUAACCUGAGUAAGUAUCCUGUCAACUUCUCAGUUUCUUGCUGGAAUGUGUUACGGAACUUUACCAUGAGAUCAGCUGCACUAUCUGUGGUCCCAAAAGCUGUUUCUAGGGCCUUAAGAUACUCAUUGGCAGUGGCAUUGGGGUUAGUGGCUCUUAAACCCCGGACAAUAUCUGCUGCAGGCCCUUUGAGACUUUCAGCGAUUCUCUGUUUCUUGACAACAUCAGAACAUUGCCACUCAUCCAGCAGGUGGGUGGUCUGUUCCGCCCAAGAGUCAUACUCCUCUUCUCCAGGUAGCGUUGGCUUUAUGCCCGAGAAGAAGCGAAGUUUACGAUAGCCUUGUCCGUCCAUAGGCGGGGCUUGACAUUUUUCCACAAGCAAAGAGAUGGCAUUGACAAGCUCUGUGUUCAAGUCAGGAACAGCGGGUGGGGCAGGCGUGGUCUUAAGCAAACCUGUCACAUCAUCUAAAGUCUUUCCUUCACUGGCUAAGAAUGAUACUAGCUUGGAUUGGAAGCCUCUUUUGUCACAAGUCACAUGGAAAGUCUGAAAAUCAGAGACACUUACUACCCACAAUUUUGACGGGUCCCCAGCAACCAACUGUUCAGGUAAGUCAGUUUUAGUCAUGUCACCUGUGGUCUCAACUAAUACGGACCGAUUGUUCUUUGUGCGUGUUAGACACCGUCCUCUGAUUUUAGUGCGACCAAAAAUUUUAGCUUCAUCAAGUACCUUAUAAAUGUUCUCAUCAGUAACAUCAAGAGUAACCCCACUAAGCACAAUAGAAUUCUUAACAUCAAUACCGUUGUCGUCACACCAUUUGAUUAUUUGUUUGGACUCCCAUGUUUUGUUUUGUCAGUCACACAAAACACACUCAGUAUUGUGAUUACAGUGCUAUUACAACCCCGGUCAACAUUGACCGAAUUUCUUCUUCUUUUUUUUUUCUUUGCUCACAAAUACACUAGUGAACAAUAACAAUCCCGGACGAGCCCCCACAUGUAGCCCUCACUGGCAGCACUCACAAAACCGUUGAGCCCUCAGUUCACUGGGGAAAAGAAAACCGAAACCGAUUGGCAUAGGAACGCGCCCUCAAAACGCUUCAGUAGGCAAAGCGACUGGAUCCCGUAGCGUCGAAGCGGCAGCCCGGUGGCGUUCAGCAGGCAGGACCCGUGGCCUUGAAAGAGUAAAUCCAUUCGCGUUGAAACAGUCAAUCCCUUCGCAUCGAAAAACCAGGUCAAGAACCCCAAAAAAAACAACUCUUCUUCUCUCCCGCCCUCUUUUUCACACGACCCACCACCUUCCCCCCCAAUCCCAUUGGACGCACCACCCAUUCAAUCAAUCAUUAAAAAAAAAAAAAAACCUGAAAUGUUCACAGACCCCUCGGAACGCAGGACACACCAGUAUCCAUCCACACAAAGAACCAAACAAACUUUUAACUAGUUUUCACAACAGCAAUUCAAACAAAUGCAGUUCAACACAUUUUAGUCAGUACACUAUAUAUAUAUAUAUAUAUAUAUAUAUACACACACACACACACAAUCUAAAUAUCUGGGGAUCCACUGUGCAGUAAUGCCUUGACUUAUUUGUUCUGUGACCAUGCUGAUAACAUCAACUCUGUUUUAGCAGUACUCCUGUUCUCACUCGCCAACCAAAAACGGUAUCCACACUUCCCCGUCUGCUCUCACCCAAAGCCUUCUUUGUAGUGUAGUAUCAACACAUUUACCAACAGUGAGCAGCGGUUCUCUGUGAAAAUUAUAUAUUAAAACAUAUAAGAAUUUAUAUUAUGUAAGAAUCGCCUGACUGAUGAACAUCUCCUGUCCAUCCAAUCAAAGAUACCAAGUAUGCAGCUCUAUCAAAAUGGCAUAAGAGCAAAUAAAUUUACCGUAAUUUCUCAUGCAUAAUGCGCACCACCAAAGUUGACCUCAAAAUUCUGGAAAACCUUUCUACCUACGUAUAAUGCAGUUUUACAAUGCAUGAUUUUGCUUCUACCCAUGUGAUCAAAACAUUAUUAUCUGUAUUUUGUUGUUUUUUUUUCAAAGAAUUAUUCUGAAGUUAAGCACUUUAUUUGAACAUGUAAUACUUUCUUUUUAUUUACUUGCUCUUCUUUUGAAAUUCACAGCCCUACUUGUAUUUAGUAAAUGAGAAGACACAGUUGUGCUCAUAUGUUUGAUUACCCAGGCAGAAUUUGUAAGAUGGGUACAAUUCUUUAAAGAAAAUGAAGGACCAGGCGCAACACAUUUAUUUUAAUGACAUUCAAAUUAAACGGUCAAGCAUUUCAGAAAAGCAUUAUCAUUAAACAAAAUAUAACCAUUAAGAAAUUAAUCGUGGUUGUUGUUCAGUCAUUAGUCAUAUUAAAAAUAAUAAUAAUUUCGCAAAUUCUGCCAGGGUAUGUAAAUUUAUGAGUAGUCAUGCAUACCCCUGUCAUAGUGGAAUGAAAGUGUAGGCUACACCUUUUUCAUAACCGCUAGGUGUCAAUGGCAUAUUAGCAUGAAAGUGUACACCUUUCUCAUAACCUCUAGGUGGCGAUGGCAUAUGGGAAUGAAAGUGCACAGCUUUUUCAUAACCUCUAGAUGGCGGCAUACAUUUAUAAAAUGGGAAGUUUUUUCCCCCAUUUUCCCCUAUACCUAUGUAUAACGCGCACUAUUGACUUUUGGCAAUUUGGGGGGGGGGUGCGCAUUAUACACGAGAAAUUACGGUAAGUUUUGAUUCAUCAUUUUGCUGAAAAGCACUGUUUUAAAACUAAAUUUUGGGGAAUUUGAAGCAUGUUCAUACUUUGAAUUUUGUGAAAUUUUGUGCAGUUUUUAAGUUCAAGGUUAUUUUUUUUUAGGUCUUGUCUGGUUUGAGUCACAUUUGUUUUUUAAAAAAAGAAAA
This is a messenger RNA of Phycodurus eques (leafy seadragon), 10566 nucleotides long. It is a transcript of the gene lipt1, whose product is annotated as lipoyltransferase 1. Gene Ontology annotation, cellular component: mitochondrion; cytoplasm. Gene Ontology annotation, molecular function: lipoyltransferase activity. Lineage: Eukaryota; Metazoa; Chordata; Actinopteri; Syngnathiformes; Syngnathidae. The transcript has 4 exons. Bases 1419 to 2585 code for a protein of 388 amino acids. Gene Ontology annotation, biological process: protein lipoylation. The record is from RefSeq and is a predicted model, not a curated record.